UCUGACAAUUCUCAUUCAUAUCAAUCAAAAGCAUUUUGCUGUAUCCAAUCGCUACUCUUCAAGAGUAAACCAUAAACCAGUAUAUUCAACCCUGAUUACUCUGGUCAAGUACCAUGACUAUCAUGGUACCCUGAUGGUACCAUAAUCAGAUCUUUUGAAUGAUUGAAAUUUGGGAAGUUAACGGAAAUACGUCAUAAUUAUUUAUCGCAUGUGAAGUUUAAUUUUGAUGGUCGAUUAAAAAACAGAAAUUCACGAUUUGAACAACGUUUUCUUUGUUUAUGUAUAUAUUUUGGUUAAAAUAUCGCUACAGAAUAAUCGCGGAGUCCUCCAAACAUUAUAAAUGCAUAAAGUAGCCAAAUAUAAAAGGCAAAAAAAAUCAUCAGAAGUCUUGCCCGAAAUUCUGCGUUCAGAUGAGUCGGAAGACGACCUUGUCGAGUUCAUCAAUAAUUCUUUCCCUAUAAAUGGCCCAGCUGGGGCGAACAACAGCAAGAAAAGAAACAAAGGCAAUGUAAGAUCCAAUGACGAAGAAUCCAGUCUGCAAGAAAUAGAUUUAAGUGGAGGAAAUGCGCAGACAAGCUCAACAGGAUCUAAUGUGUACGACUUGUCAAGUAAUGGGGACUCUAUUAUCUUGGGUGACAAACCCAGAAGUGCGAGAUCACGAUUAUGCAUUGCAUUUGGACUGUUUGUUUCGUUUUUCGCCUUGGGUAUAGCUGUAGCAAUGCUUGGUCCAAGUUUAUUGGAUCUAAAAGAUCAAGUAGAUACCUCAUUUCAGAGCAUGUCAUGGAUUUUCACAUUUCGUUCAAUUGGAUAUCUUCUAGGAUCAGUCAUAGCUGGAUGGCUUAUUGAUAAAUGGAAUUGUUACCUAGUGUUGGCAGGAUCAUGUUUUAUUGCAUCAAUUUGUUUGGUCAUUAUACCACUGACUAGGUCAUUUUUUGUUCUAAUCAUAACAGUUGUAUGCCAAGGAUUAGCUCUUGGAUCUCUUGACACAGGUGGAAAUGUAUUAAUACUCAAUCUAUAUGGCAAGAAUUCUGAUGCUCAAAUGCAGGGACUACAUGCAAUGUUUGGCCUUGGCGCAUUCAUCUCUCCAUUACUUGUUGGACCCUUCCUAACGACGGCAGCAUCAGCUGUAAGCCCUCAGCAGAACAUGACCAAUCUCACAUCCCCUAACAUCACAUUAUAUCCCAACUUCACCCAGGGAAAAAAUGAUAGUGACUACUUGAAAAGCAACAGCCAAGACAUCAAUGGCUCACUACAAUAUCCUUAUAUCAUAUCAAUGUUGUUUUUUGUCAUGCCUAUAAUAACUUUUGUUGGAGCAGCCUUCCGAGACAAUGGCCGUAGUCAACAGGGGCGAGCUCAGGCAAGAGAACAAGCGCCCACUAGCGACCUACGUGCAUACCGAGGUUUUACACUUGUCUUGCUCUUUCUAUUUCUAUUGUUGUAUGUUGGACUUGAAGUUGCUAUUGGUGGUCUCAUUUUCAGCUAUUCCUAUGCACAUGGUAUUUUGAAGUCAAAAAGACUCGCUGCUUAUCUGACUUCAACUUUUUGGGGUAGUUUUUGUGCUGGAAGGUUUUUAAGCAUACCAUUGUCAUUGUAUGUUAGAGCUUAUCGUAUUUUAAUCAUGGAUUUGGUAGGAUGUACAAUCGGUGCGUCUAUCUUAGUAUUUUUGGCCAGGUUUGUUCAUGUUUGGUUAUGGGUUGGUGCUAGUCUACUGGGCCUUAGUAUGGCUGCAGUUUUUCCCUCAACAAUGACCUGGGCAGAAAGUUUCAUGCAUAUUUCUGGAAGAACUGCGUCAGUCUUAGUCGUGGGUGCCUCGUUCGGUGAAAUGACAAUACCAUUGGUUGUUGGAACUUUGAUGAAUCACAAGGGCGCUGACGUGUUUGUAGAAGCCAUUUUCGUGAUCAUAGUUUUGACGAUAAUUGUAUUUAUCGUGACUUCGGUACUGGCAAGAAGACAAAAACAAGAACAGGUCAAUGAUUUUGGCAUUCAUUACCGGAGAAGCACAGAACAGUCGAAUCAUAAUAUAUUCUCGAAGGGAGAUGAAAUAGUCCAGCUUUUGGAAGAUAGUUCCGAGAUAUUUUCAGUUGAGAAUUAAAGAUUGUAAUAAGAGACAUGAAGUUCGUUGUUGGAUAAACUUGAUCCUAAAAAUUACUAUUAGUUAAUUACUAUGAGUUGAUCUUAGUUGCGAUUGUUACACUAUACCUGACCACAGAACAAGAGCUGUUUCUGAGGUGACUUGUUUUUACCACUUGUUGCCUCCAAAACUCUCGAGACGUCAUUCAAAGUUAGAUCAAUGAUAUUUGAUUAUCAUAGGACAGUCCCACCAUCAUUUGACUGGCAAGAGGAUUUUCUUCAAAAAAACUUUGCUAUUUUUUACGCUUGACAACACGACAGACCACAAUACUUCUUGGUAAUUCUGGGAAAUGUAUUUAGAUCUCUAAAAUCAAAUUGUUAAAUAAUAUAUAUUGUGAUA
Dendronephthya gigantea is the source of this 2470-nucleotide messenger RNA. RefSeq names its product sodium-dependent glucose transporter 1A-like. Lineage: Eukaryota; Metazoa; Cnidaria; Anthozoa; Malacalcyonacea; Nephtheidae. The record is from RefSeq and is a predicted model, not a curated record. Gene Ontology annotation, biological process: transmembrane transport. The coding region runs from base 341 to 2092 and encodes 583 amino acids. The transcript is spliced from 3 exons.